UGUUUAUAUAGCAAAUCUUGCUCUCAGACACUGUUGUUUAAAGUUAAUUUCUGGCCUAUAUCGAUAUAUUUAGCCAUUGAUUUAGUGAGGUGAUCUGAUUAAAAGCAGAAAAUGUGAAUAAAACAGUUGACAUCAACCAUAAAAAUGGGAGUCUCUGGCUUAUGGCCCCUGCUCAAUGCAGUUAAAAAAUGCACCACCUUGUCAGAGUGCACUGGGAAAAAGUUGGCUAUUGACUUGAGUGCAUGGAUACUGCAGUGUGGCAAAGUGAAGCAGUCUGGGUCCACUAAAAUGGAAGAGGAGUAUUUGUGUUUUAGGGGAAUUUUCUUCAAAACACAGAACCUUCUUUCUCUUGGCAUAAUACCUAUAUUUGUUAUGGAUGGACCUACGCCUCCAGCUUUGAAAAAGAAGACUAAAUGUAGAGAAAUAUUCUACCAGAAAACCCUUAAGUACAAAGAGCUGCUGCUUGCUAUGGGGACUCCAGUGGUUGAGAGCUGUGGUGAGGCAGAGAAAACAUGUGCAGAGCUGAAUCGACAACAUAUUGUUGAUGGUGUAUUGACAGAUGAUGGUGAUGUCUUUGUUUAUGGUGCACAAACCAUCUUCAAAGGGGCAUCAUCUUACAAAAAGGGUGAGCCUACAGAGAAAUAUGUGAUGUCAGACAUAACAUCUGAGCUUGGACUGACACAAAGGGACUUGGUUGUGUUUGCUCUGCUCAGCAAAGGGGAUUUCUGUGAAGGGGUUCAAGAUGUUGGAGAGAAGAAGUUCAUGGAGAUGUUGAAAGAGUUCAAACAAAAUCUAGUGGAAGAUGCUUUAGAAAGAUUGAAGUCCUGGAAAACCAAUGAAGAUCUCAUGUCUCUAACAGAACUACAGACCAACUGGUUGGAACUUUCUAAAUCAAAACAUUGCACAUACUGCAGUCAUGAAGGGACAAAGCAGCUCCACAAAUCAUCCGGCUGCAUCCAGUGUAAAACCUUUAGGAGCUGCACCCAAACACCUGAUUCACAAGAAGCUUGUGAUAGAUGUACGUGUAGCUACCAUGCUGCAGAGUCCAGGAUCAAGCCAUACAGAACAGAGCUGAAAAUACGGCAGGCAGCAUUGAAGAGUAAUCCUGAGUUCCCUGAGGAGGAGGUCAUCAGGGAAUUUCUGGAGCCCGCAGUGCUUCCCCCUGACUUGAACACACAGCUGAGUGCCCCCAACAUCUCAAAGGCUUGUGAUAUACUUCACCAAAAUGUCAAGAUAGCGCAUUGUAAGACAGUGGAGUAUCUUAAAAAUACUUUUGUCAACAUGAACUUGUAUGGUGUACCAACGGCUUAUCAAAUCAAACCAACCAGUAUUUUAAAAAGCCAAAGACAUAACUUUGAGCAGUGUUACCUGACUGAGUGGCAAAUUGAAGGUAUGGAUCCAUCUUUGGGUAUUGAUGCAAGCUGUGAGGUCCAGGUUCCUGCUGAUGUCUUCAAGUCCAGCUACCCAGAUCUGGUUCAACAGUUCACAUCUAGAGGUAAUAAAAGGAAAGCUGAUGUAAACCUUGCUCAACCAACUAUCACAUCAUUCUUCAAAGUAGCAAAAACAGACAGGGUUAGUAAGUAAUAUGACGGCUUGUAGAAUAGGCUAUCGUUUUAACAGCUCUCACAAAAAUUACAUAACUCUGUCAACUAAAUAGCAUAACUUUUUUUUUUUAUCUUACUGAAAAAUCUGCAAGUGCUUUCAAAUUAAGAUCAUUACUAAUCUAACAUAAAUGGUAAACACAUUUAUUAUAACUAAUUAGUUCUAAAAGUUGUCAAUUUUGUAUAAUUAGUUAAUCAGCAUUAAAUACAGAGUAGUCAAUGUUAGCAGCUGUUUUAUGCUGUUAUUCCCUUGAAGAUCUCUUUCAAAAAUUUUAAAAUUACUUACAUCAUUUAUUUGUUGAAAUGUCAGUGGUUUCUUUUUUAUAAUUUUUAUCUACAAAACUGAUGUGGUUACUAUAAUAUAUUGACAAUAUUUAAACAUUUUUAAAAAUUGUUUUAAUAACUGUCAAUUACAUUUAUGCUUAAAGAUUUAUUUAAUUGUUUUAAGAACUGUCAUUUUAUUUUUUCUAUAAACAUGGUCAAAAAUGUAUUUAAAUGAUUUCAUAAAUGUCAUUUAAUUUUUACUACGAUGAAAGUCAAAAAAAAUUAUUUUAUUCUUUUGAUAACUGUCUUUUUAAAAAAAAAAUUAUUUUAUUUUUCCAAUUUUAUUGUUCUAUUAACUGAUAUUUAUAUUUUUACAAGGUCUGUCAAAACAUUUAAUUUCUUCCUAGUAUUGAUUUUAGUUUAAAUUAUUCUUCACCAAUCCACUACCAGUAAGUUGGUGCAUAUAAAAUAGGUGUAGCCUAUAUAACAGAGCUGUAUUAUUUGAGCUUGAGCAGAGAGGUAAAGGCUAGAUCACUUGGGGAUAAACAAGCCUAUUUGUUUUCUAUGAUAUUUUUUAUUUAGUUUUCAAUACUCCCUUUUUGUUACAUUUUAUCACUGUCAAUGUUUUACUAUAAACUCUGGUUCUUAAUUACUGACUGGAAUGAUGUAAAAAAUCAAAUAUUGUUACUGCAAGACAAAUUUUACUCUUUUGUUAAAAAAAUUGUAUGAAUGAACAUUAAACAU
This is a messenger RNA of Physella acuta, 2609 nucleotides long. RefSeq lists its product as uncharacterized. The record is from RefSeq and is a predicted model, not a curated record. Lineage: Eukaryota; Metazoa; Mollusca; Gastropoda; Physidae. Gene Ontology annotation, molecular function: 5'-flap endonuclease activity.